GCCAAGGGGGAUAAUUACGACACGCGCGUUAAAAAAAAAACAAUCUGACGCGAGUGUCAACGGUUGACGUAUCCAAAUUCGCGAUGUGCGAACAUUUGAAUCUCCCCUUUAUACCGGACUACGAGAUCGUGGACGUGGGCCCUGUCAAGGUAGUACGUCUGGAGCCCAAGUUCUCGCAGUCGUAUUACAACGCCCUCAACAUCUUCAGCCCGAGCAAAGCUUGCACCCUGAUCGCUCUGCUGACGGCUUCCAAAUGCCACGAAAACGGCCCGAUCAUCACCGGCCGGGUCAACAGGAACCUCAUCGCUCGACUAGUAAGACUUCUGGCUGCGAGUAUGCUCGACGGCAACCGAAUGUACGACCGGCUCAAUAGAGACGAUUCUUUGAAAGACGACGGCCUGAAUGUACCCGAGGCGAUGGCCUGUCUCAAGUCCGACUCGCUCGACGUCAUUGAAUGGAAACGAGUGGUCGUCAGCGAAGUUUUGUCGGUGUCCUUAAGUGCCAGCUUGAAAUCGAACCUGGAAAAAUGGCCACAACGCGGGGACUCUGUUUACGUCGCGCUAAUCGCAUGUUCUAGGACCGUCCUUUUUGUAAUACAGACCGGACCGCAGACCAUAACGCUGUUCGACUCUCAUCGGCAAUCUUCGGAAAAUGGCGCCCUCAUCGCGGUCGCGGAACUGGGCUGCCUCGACGCGUUCUGUCUGUGGUUCGCGGAGGUUUUCAGACGCUGCACGGGUACCGACCCGUUUUUCUACGAGCUGUCAUUUUUGUAUUUCGUGAACGGGGAAAGUAAAAAUUGAUAAUGGUU
Molecule: messenger RNA, 808 nt
Organism: Cylas formicarius (sweet potato weevil)
Lineage: Eukaryota; Metazoa; Arthropoda; Insecta; Coleoptera; Brentidae
Exons: 1
Coding region: 84-800 (238 amino acids)
Source: RefSeq, a predicted model, not a curated record